Didymodactylos carnosus is the source of this 1451-nucleotide messenger RNA. The record is from the annotation of a GenBank genome assembly. NCBI's taxonomy places the organism in Eukaryota, Metazoa, Rotifera, Eurotatoria, Philodinida, Philodinidae.
GAUUUUGUAUCUAUAGAGAAAUGUCGUCGGUUGGUUUGAAAAGCGCUCGUGUUAAUCGAAUAAAUAAACGUGAAUUAGAUGCAAGUAUGUCUUUUGCUUUUAUGAUCCUUGUUUUCUAUAGAUUGUUUGAUUAAUGAUUUAGUUGGUACCAGGCAGAAGGAAAAGAGAAGUCGAGUAUGAAAAUAAACAGUUAUAUAUUUUUGAGAAUCUAUAGGAUAGAUUUUGUAUGUUUACUUUAUAGCAUCGACCAGGAUUCACAAGUGGAAUCGAAGUUUCGUUGAAGGUACGGUAAGAGCUGUGUGUAACUCUGUUAAAAUCACAAUAUACAUUAUCUUGGUGUGUAUUAUAGAUAGAAAAUCAUAUUCGAUUACAAAGGUCUAAGUCACAAGAAGUGAGGGCUUUUUAGUGUCAUAGUUUUGAAUUAAUGAUUGUUUUUAUGUAUUUAGAAUGGAUCCUCGAGAAAAGCGUACAAUAGUGCAAUACAACCUCUUCAGUAUCGUAGUCGACAACAUCGUUUGCAACUUCGACAACCACCGCCAAUCCAUUUACUUUUAGGUAAUUUUCGAUGGGAUACGAAUGGCACAACCAUUGCUAGCAAUGGCACACCUGGUUCAACAGCAAAUCAACUGAAUUCACCUUAUACUUUAGUUAUUGAUAAAUAUGAUCAUAUGUACAUAGCUGAUACACAGAAUCAUCGUAUACAAAAAGUAGUAUUAAGUUCAUUGGUCAUAACGACUGUUGUUGGAAAUGGAACGGGUCUUAAUACUCCAACAAAUUUGCUUCUUCCAACAGCUGUUUAUGUUGAUAAAAAUCAAAUUAUUUAUACAGCUGAUUUAAGUUCAUAUCGGAUAAGAUUGUGGACUAAUUCAUUUACAAGUACAAAUAUAGCUGGUGCAAAUUCAACAUUCAUUCAACGAGUGUGUGGUCUUUGGGUUGAUUCAAUUGGAACCAUAUAUGCUGCCGAUGCUGUUUUUAAUUAUGUGAUUAAAUUUCCUGUGGGAGCUUUGACUGGAACAAUCGUGGCUGGCUCUGGUAUCGCUGGUAAUAAUACUAACCAACUAAAUUUACCGUGGGGUCUUUACGUAGAUGAAACGAAUUCUCUCUUGUAUGUUUCAAAUUCUGGUGGGAACACAGUUGCAAAAUGGUCCAUAGGUUCAUCGACCGGAACAUUUCUAGUUGGCCCGUCAGGACUAAAUUCAACAUUGUUAAACCAUCCUCUGGGUAUUACAAGAGAUGAUUAUGGUAACCUGUAUGUGGCUGACUGUUAUAAUAACCGUAUACAAAUGUACUGUGCAUCAAACAUAAGUGAAGGUAUAACAAUUAUUGGAGAUGGUGUAGGAACUGAUAGUACCCAUUUAGAUUGUCCUACAAGUGUUGCGUUUGAUUCCAAUUCUACUUUAUACGUCAGUGAUUUAGCCAAUCAUCGAGUCCAAAAAUAUACAAAAUUAUAA